Messenger RNA from Phanerochaete carnosa HHB-10118-sp, 2354 nucleotides. RefSeq lists its product as uncharacterized. Bases 1 to 1830 code for a protein of 609 amino acids. Gene Ontology annotation, molecular function: 4 iron, 4 sulfur cluster binding. Gene Ontology annotation, cellular component: cytosolic [4Fe-4S] assembly targeting complex. Gene Ontology annotation, biological process: iron-sulfur cluster assembly. The transcript is spliced from 5 exons. NCBI's taxonomy places the organism in Eukaryota, Fungi, Basidiomycota, Agaricomycetes, Polyporales, Phanerochaetaceae. The record is from RefSeq and is a predicted model, not a curated record.
AUGACUUUCUCUGGAGCAUUGACGUUGACGGACCUCAAUGACUUCAUUACUCCUUCCCAAGCCUGUAUCAAACCCGUAGAACAGACUAAUGGUAUAGUACCGGAGCGCGACGGAGGAGCUGCCUCGACAGAGAUUCGUGUCGAUUCCACCGGGUCGUACUAUGAAGUCUCCGCAUCCGAUCCGAAGGCCGAUUCAGGAACUCAAAGGAAGCUCCAGACUGCCGAGAUCAGUCUCAACGAUUGUCUUGCGUGCAGUGGAUGCAUCACUUCCGCAGAAUCCGUCUUGAUCAGCAUGCAGUCUCACACGGAGGUGCUCAACUUCCUUGCAAAUAACCCGGAGGACAUCUGCCUCUCCCACAAGGUCCCCGUCAUUUCCAUUGCUCCGCAGAGCCUCGCCUCGCUCGCAGCAAGCAUAUCCUCCUCUAGCAAGGCGCAACCCGUGUCAUUGCAACAAGUGUAUCGACGUGUCGAAGCGUUUUGUACCAAGGUACUAGGCUUUCAGCAUGUGUACGACACAACCUUCGCACGACAUCUUGCUCUGCUGGAGCACACGCGCGAGUACAAGGAACGGAAGAGAGGGGAUGGCCAGCUGCCUAUGCUCGCGAGUGCAUGCCCAGGAUGGAUUUGCUAUGUGGAGAAAACACACGCCGAAAUGCUGCCCUUCAUCAGUCGGACGAAGAGCCCUCAGCAGGUCAUGGGCACCCUAGUGAAGGAAUGGCUGGGUUCGAAAUGGGGCAAGACACCAAGCCAGAUAUACCAUGUCACAGUCAUGCCUUGCUACGACAAGAAGCUAGAAGCGUCCAGACAAGAUUUUUAUAACGACGUCUACGCGACUCGCGACGUUGACUGUGUGAUAACUACCGGGGAACUUGAGCUUAUGAUGCGGGAGAAAGACUGGAGCUUGUCCACACCGGUCGAGGGAGAGAACGACGAUCGCCUACCGCAUGGGUUCCUAACAGACGACUCUCGCGGAAGCGGUGCAGCGAAGUUCGACGGGGACGAUCUACCCGAGCUGAUCACUCAUCCAGGCACAAGCUCCGGAUCCUACCUGCACUCCCUGAUCAACGCUAUCGUACACGAGUCGCCGUCUGCCCUCGGGCUGAACAUGCGUGCGGUGCGUGCGCCCGACUAUGAGGAGUACAUCCUUAGCGAGAAGGCGACUGGCGACAUUGUCUUUCGUGGCGCAAAGUGCUACGGGUUCCGUAACCUGCAAAAUCUCGUCAGGAAGGUUGGGCGCGACGCAGGUGUGCAGGUCGGCCGGGGGGCUGCAGGGCGUGCGGCGGGUGUCCGCGGACGUGUCGUACGGAAGAAGGCAGACGGCUCUGCGGCGCCAGAAACGAAGUAUGACUACGUCGAGGUCAUGGCCUGUCCAGGCGGAUGCGUUAACGGCGGUGGUCAGCUCCGACCGCCAACUUAUCUCCGAGACGGCACAGACGAAGAAGGAUACAAACGGGACUGGGACGUGUCAGGCGUGAAAUUUGACGAUGACGACUCGCCAGGCAAGAUCCAGCCAGCGAAGUGGAGCGACCGUGAGUGGACGAAGAAAGUCGAGGUCGCAUACUGGAGUGACCUGCCCACGCCGCCACCAUCGCCCAAGCUCGGUGCAGAGCUAGAGAGUGGCUCUGCUAGCCUCCAUGUUGGUGAAAAGACCCUAGAGGCGGAGCGGCUUGCUGCUCGGGUUCUGGCCGAGACAUGCCAUCCGGAGGGAAAUGCGCCACGCUUAUGGACCGACAACAUGGAUGAAGCUGCUGAGGAGCUGCGACGGAAGCACUUUAGAACGCAGUACCACGCGGUAGAGAGCGAAGUCGUCGGCCUCGCGGUGAAAUGGUAGCUAAUCAGUCUGCGAACCAGUCAUUGUUAUUGGAUAGACUACAUGCAUUGAGCGAUACCCUUCCCAAGGUUUAUUCUUUAGGGCAGUUACCGACAGCAAACGCCUUGGGGAGAGCAGACCGACACAAGACAACCAGACCUGGGAACAGGACUUCAAGGUGUAAAAGGGUGAACGACACGAAAAUUGUAACGUUGAUUAUAGCAUCCAGUACUCUAUGAUGAUAAGAAUACAUUGGCAGCAUUGAGGCGUGGAAAGUUACUAGCUGGAGUGACAGCGAGAGAGGUAACAGGGUACAGCAGAGCGAGCAUGGUGGAAGACUAACAUUACGGAACAUUAGGGUAUGCAUAUGAGAACGCCGCCGCACGAAGGUGUCGCUGGAGGGUCGCCGGAGAAAGCUACCGGCGACGGGACUGUGUCGGGGGGCCGUUCUUCGCAUACCAGUAUGGACGACAUUGGUCACAAAAGUCAUUUACGUUGCCGACAAUCGUUUCCUUGGCGUCCGGGCCAAAGUACUACAGGGUAUG